AUGAGAUUUUCAAUUCUGUUUCCAACCAACAGUCAAGGAUACACGAUGUUAACGGUCAAAUUGGUGAUUCUUUUUUUUCUGUCGCUGAUUGCGGCAGCACCCAUCGACAAGGUGGAACCUCCAAUUACUCACGUAGUGACUUUCCAUGUCAACCAAGGUUCGGAACCCAUCGGAAAUAUGACCCUAGGCCUCUUUGGUUCCGUGGCACCAAAGACGGUUGAAAACUUCUUCCAGCUUGCCACCAUGCAAAACGGAUUUGGAUAUCACAAGAACAUUUUCCACAGAGUCAUUAAGGACUUCAUGAUUCAAGGUGGUGAUUUCGAGAACCACGACGGAACUGGCGGUCACUCCAUUUACGGCACUCACAAAGGUGCUCUUCCAGACGAAAACUUUCAUCUCAAGCAUGACAGACCUGGCCGUCUUGCCAUGGCCAAUUCCGGCAAGAACACGGGUGGGUCGCAAUUUUUCAUCACAUCCGGCGAAGCCUCUUGGUUGGAUGGUCACCAUGUUGUGUUCGGACAACUUAUAGAUGGAACUGAAACCUUCAAGCAAAUUGAAGAAGCGCCUACCACUCAAUUUGACAAGCCUAUGACAGAUAUUGUUAUUUCCACCGUUUCGUUCGAGAAGAGAUCUUUGAACGGGACUGCUCUCAAAGACAAUGAUGGUACGCCAGAUGCCAGUGAUAGUACUUCCGGUGAGGCAAGUGACCCUAAAGAUGAUGACACUACCGAGAAGUCUAGCCACCACGAUUAUGGACUCAUUGCGCUUAUUGCUCUUGGAAUUGGAGCCCUCAUUGUCGGAAUCAAAUACAGGGCUGCGAUCAAGAACAAGAUCACCAGUCUUGGCUACAAGAGGUUGUUCUAA
This is a messenger RNA of Kuraishia capsulata CBS 1993, 864 nucleotides long. RefSeq lists its product as uncharacterized. The record is from RefSeq and is a predicted model, not a curated record. Bases 1 to 864 code for a protein of 287 amino acids. The transcript has a single exon. Gene Ontology annotation, cellular component: endoplasmic reticulum; fungal-type vacuole. Lineage: Eukaryota; Fungi; Ascomycota; Pichiomycetes; Pichiales; Pichiaceae. Gene Ontology annotation, biological process: protein peptidyl-prolyl isomerization; protein folding. Gene Ontology annotation, molecular function: peptidyl-prolyl cis-trans isomerase activity.